UUGUCGGUGAGAUGGCGAAGAACCCGCGAACAGAGCAGUCCGCCGAGUGGGCCCCACGAUCUACUGCGUCUCUCGCGCGUCCGAAGCAACCAGAAGGCACCCGUGCUCGGAGUUCUGAAUCUGCUGGAGUCCUUAUUGAGCGAUACCUGAAGAACCUAAGGACCUCCCAGGAAGAACUAACGUCUGCAUCAAGCUGGUGGACAUGGGGGUGACGCUGGCGGUGCUGCUGCUCGCGGCGCAGUGCCGCGCCGUGUGGGGCAUCCUGACGGACGGAGGCCUGCUGCUGGGAGAACAGCUGGGCGAUCAGCUGGGCGCCGGAGACGCGGGUGGGGCGCGCUGCGCGCUGAGGGUGCAGCGGGAGCUGGACUCGAUGCGGCGCGCGGGCCCCGCGGGCGCGGGCGGGUCUCGCUCCGGCGGCCACGGCCUGCCCAACACCAUCGACCUCACCGGCUACGCGCUGCACCAGCCGCUGCGCUCGGCGCCGUACGACAUGUACGUCACCGGGAUGCGGGUGCGUGUGCCGGGGCAGGCCGCCUGGGUCCGCGUGGAACGCUGCCAGUUCGACGUGCGCAACCACAGCUUGGACACGAGACUCCUGUUCCGCGACCUCACGGUGACAGGGCACGUCAAGCUAUACGAGGACGCGGUGCGGCCGGCCGGCACCUGCACGAUGACUCUGCGACUGCGACGCGCUGGACUGGGCUUCACCGCCGUGCCCGCCGUGGCGCCUCGCCCCGUGCCGCCGGCGCCACUGGCCGGCCUCGGGCGCCGUGACGCCCCCGCCCCUCUUGAGGUGCGCACGGAUGCCCGCUUCGUGGACCCGGACUUCGUAUCGGUGUACGCACACGGGUGCCCGGCCCCGGGCAACAACGUACACAUCGAGCACCGCUCCGACGACGUCCUCCAGCUGUCGAGAGACGGCGAAGAACCCAGUCAGGAUUUGUCACAGGACAACGCAACGGGCCAGUCUGCUCGAGCUCGAGCGCUGCAUCACGGCCUGCAACAGCCUAUCCAAGUUCGAGACGACGACAGGGACUUGAGUGGUGAGAUGGAAGACGUGUUCUUGCGGGGCAUCCGAACGCUGUUGGCGCGCUACAUGGAGCGUAGGCUGCAGCCCGCUCUCAGGGAUACAGUCAUGGCCGGCAUGGGGUACUCGGUCUCGUACGGCCGGUAGACUAGUGGUGUUUGCGUAUUUAUUUGAGUUAUUUAUGAAGUUCAAAAGACUGAGAAACAGUGGUGGUUAUUCUAUUUAUUUUU
This is a messenger RNA of Frankliniella occidentalis (western flower thrips), 1257 nucleotides long. RefSeq lists its product as uncharacterized. Bases 203 to 1174 code for a protein of 323 amino acids. The transcript has 4 exons. The record is from RefSeq and is a predicted model, not a curated record. NCBI's taxonomy places the organism in Eukaryota, Metazoa, Arthropoda, Insecta, Thysanoptera, Thripidae.